Messenger RNA from Zymoseptoria tritici IPO323, 228 nucleotides. RefSeq lists its product as uncharacterized. The coding region runs from base 1 to 228 and encodes 75 amino acids. NCBI's taxonomy places the organism in Eukaryota, Fungi, Ascomycota, Dothideomycetes, Mycosphaerellales, Mycosphaerellaceae. The transcript has a single exon. The record is from RefSeq and is a predicted model, not a curated record.
AUGAUCAGCCGAGGCGCGAGAGCUCUUCCCUUUCGUGCACCCUCCGCCAACAUCAUCUUGCCAUCAUCCAUCAUCAAUAAUCGCCAUAUCGCAGCGUCUAGCGAUCGAAAUGGUGAGGGCUGUUGCUCCGGAUCGAAAUUGUUUAUUGGCUCUUGUGCUGAGGUGCAACCCGAGCACCUCUCAGCGGAAUGGACCUCUCAAGCCCACAUCUGCGUUGGCAAUGAAUGA